Molecule: messenger RNA, 1665 nt
Organism: Colletotrichum siamense
Lineage: Eukaryota; Fungi; Ascomycota; Sordariomycetes; Glomerellales; Glomerellaceae
Gene: mfs1-0-0
Product: MFS glucose transporter mfs1
Exons: 7
Coding region: 1-1665 (554 amino acids)
Biological process (GO): transmembrane transport; carbohydrate transport
Cellular component (GO): membrane
Molecular function (GO): carbohydrate:proton symporter activity
Source: RefSeq, a predicted model, not a curated record
AUGCAUCUUGCAGACUCGUCACACAACUCUCCCACUAAGAAACCAGGGGAAGAAUCCACCUUCGCCGCGGAGCAUAAAGAAGAUGUGGCUGAGAUAUUCGACGAGGUCAUUUCAUACGGACCGCCUGGCUUCAAGGGCGUGUUCGCAUCUCGAUUUGUCACUUACUGUGCUGCGUUUGCGGCCCUCGGAGGGUUCUUGUUUGGCUAUGACCAAGGCGGCAAAGAGUUCCUGGAUCGCUUUCCCGAGGUGUCAGAUGAUGCAGCAGGUUCAGGUUUCAAGAAGGGCCUGAUAACUGCUAUGAUUCCUCUUGGUGCUUUUAUCGGAGCUCUCAAUAUGGGCUGGCUUGCCGACUGGAUCUCCCGAAAACGAUCUCUGAUGGUUGCCGUGGUCAUAUUUAUUGUAGGAUCCUCGAUUCAGACCGCAGCGAUCAACUACGAUAUCCUCACUGCCGGGCGCUUCUUUGGCGGAGUCGGGAUUGGAAUGCUUUCGAUGGUUGUGCCUGUCUAUAUCUCCGAGAUCUCACCUCCAGAGAUUCGCGGAACACUUCUGGUUUUCGAAGAACUGUCAAUUGUCAUGGGAAUUAUUGUCGCCUUUUGGAUCACGUACGCGACCAAAGACAUUCCGAAUCAUUGGUCAUGGCAGUGUCCCUUCCUCAUUCAAAUCAUCCCUGGAGUUUUGUUGGGCAUUGGUGCGAUCUUUCUGCCAUACUCGCCCCGGUGGCUUGCCUCCAAAGAUCGACACGAGGAGUCACUGGCUACAUUAGCCAGACUCAGAGGUCUCCCGCAAGAAGACCCCCGUGUCCGUCGGGAAUGGACCGACAUCGUUGCCGAAGCUCGUUUCCAAGCCAUGGUAUUGAAAGAGCGGCACCCAAGGCUUACAGCAAGCCCGGCUAUUUCAGAUAAGAUCAAACUGGAGGUUGUGUCCUGGACAGACUGCUUCAAAACCGGAUGUUGGCACCGUACUCAUGUCGGAGUUUGCAUUCAAGCAUGGCAACAAUGGGUUGGAAUCAAUGCGCUCAUAUACUACAGCCCCACGUUGUUUGCAACCAUAGGUCUAGACUAUAACAUGCAGCUUCUCAUGUCUGGCGCUCUGAACUGCGUUCAGCUCAUAGGAGUCCUGAGCAGUCUUUGGACACUGGACCGAUUCGGAAGAAGGAACAUCCUCCUGCUUGGUAGCGUCUGCAUGUGUCUCUCCCAUAUAGUUAUCGCUAUCCUUGUGGGGAAGUUCUCCCACGAUUGGCCGAGCUAUGUUACAGAGGGUUGGGUCAGCGUGGCGUUCUUGUUUGCGUUCAUGCUGAGCUUCGGCUCCUCAUGGGGACCAAUUCCAUGGGCAUUGCCAUCUGAAGUCUUCCCCUCUUCUCUCCGAGCCAAAGGCGUUGCGAUUUCGACUUGUGGUAGCUGGCUAUGGAAUUUUAUCAUAGGUCUCAUUACGCCUCCCUUGAUUAAGGGAACUGGGUUUGGGACAUAUGUGUUCUUUGCGACAUUCUGCCUUGGCUCUCUGCUUUGGACCUACUUCUGCGUGCCGGAGACAAAUGGUAGAACCCUUGAAGAAAUGGAUAAGGUCUUUCAUGACCGCACGGGAGCUUCUGAUAUAGAGAUAAAAAACCGAAUUCUUCAAGAGUUCAUAGAAGAGCAGAGGGGAUCUGGCCUGAGACAGGACAUCUGA